AUUGUGGAGCCUUCCAUAUUUUCUUGAUCCGAGCCUCAUGCGUAGAACAUGUCUAAUUGCUGAAUAAACUGCUAUGAUGCUGCUCAUCAACUGUUCUGUUCUAUUGUUGGUGGGGUUUUUUAAAUGUCAAGCUAUAGACGAAUAUCAAGAGAAAGUAUUUUGUAUUUCCCUCUAUAGUCUUUGACAACGCAGUGGGAUUGAGCCACAAUGGAAGCAGUUGCAGUGGUUGUGAGUCUCGCCACAGAGUUUCUGCGCUUUGCAAAGCUCUGCGUGAAUGAAGUCAGCUGAUCAUUGCUAUCGCAUGAUCGCCACUCAUCUUCCCUAGGCAGAGGAUAAAGACGUUGGCCCGUUUCAUUUCUGAAGAUCUAGCCUGUCAGGAUGGACCUGUCUAAGCUGCCUAAGAUCUGUGAUGAAGAGAAGGAGAGCGAGUUUGGAUACGUCCAUGGUGUAUCCGGCCCAGUGGUGACAGCCACUGCCAUGGCGGGAGCAGCCAUGUAUGAGCUGGUCAGAGUGGGCCACAGUGAGCUGGUGGGAGAGAUCAUCAGGCUGGAGGGAGACAUGGCCACCAUCCAGGUCUACGAGGAGACAUCGGGCGUGUCUGUUGGGGACCCAGUGCUGCGGACAGGGAAGCCUCUGUCUGUGGAGCUGGGCCCAGGCAUCAUGGGCUCCAUCUUUGAUGGUAUCCAGCGCCCCCUAAAGGACAUCAACGACCUAACACAGAGCAUCUACAUCCCCCGUGGAGUGAACAUCGGAGCCCUCAACCGAGACCUCAAAUGGGAGUUCUCCCCCGUCAAGAGCUUACGGGUGGGCAGUCACAUCACAGGGGGUGAUAUCUACGGGAUGGUGUUUGAGAACUCCCUUAUCAAGCACAAGAUCAUGCUGCCUCCGAGGAACAGAGGAACCGUCACCUAUGUGGCUCCCCCCGGAAACUAUGACGUCUCGGACGUGGUGUUGGAGCUGGAGUUUGAGGGGAUGAAGGAGAAGUUCACCAUGGUCCAGGUCUGGCCAGUGCGACAGAUUCGCCCGGUCACAGAGAAGUUACCCGCCAAUCACCCACUGCUGACCGGACAGAGAGUACUGGACGCCCUCUUCCCGUGUGUCCAGGGAGGAACCACAGCCAUCCCCGGAGCCUUUGGCUGUGGUAAAACUGUCAUCUCCCAGUCCCUGUCCAAGUACUCCAACAGUGACGUCAUCGUCUACGUAGGCUGCGGGGAGCGCGGGAACGAGAUGUCAGAAGUAUUGCGAGAUUUCCCUGAGCUGACCAUGGAGGUGGAUGGGAAGACUGAGAGCAUCAUGAAGAGAACAGCGCUGGUGGCCAACACCUCCAACAUGCCUGUGGCUGCCAGAGAGGCCUCUAUCUACACCGGGAUCACACUUUCUGAGUACUUCAGGGACAUGGGCUACAACGUGAGCAUGAUGGCUGACUCAACCUCUCGAUGGGCCGAGGCUCUCAGGGAGAUUUCUGGUCGACUGGCUGAGAUGCCCGCUGACAGUGGUUAUCCUGCCUACCUGGGUGCCCGUCUGGCGUCAUUCUACGAGCGUGCCGGCAGGGUGAAGUGUCUGGGCAACCCAGAGAGAGAGGGCAGCGUCAGCAUCGUGGGGGCUGUGUCUCCCCCUGGUGGUGACUUCUCUGAUCCUGUGACAUCGGCUACCCUGGGUAUCGUGCAGGUGUUCUGGGGUCUGGAUAAGAAGCUGGCCCAGAGGAAGCACUUUCCGUCAGUCAACUGGCUGAUCAGCUACAGUAAGUACACGCGGGCGUUGGACGAGUACUACGACAAGCACUUCCCUGAGUUCGUCCCGCUGCGCACCAAGGCCAAGGAGAUCCUGCAAGAGGAGGAGGACCUGGCUGAGAUCGUACAGCUGGUCGGCAAGGCCUCGCUGGCCGAAACUGAUAAGAUCACCCUGGAGGUGGCCAAGCUCCUCAAGGAUGACUUCCUGCAACAGAACGGUUACACCCCCUACGACAGGUUCUGUCCCUUCUAUAAGACGGUGGGCAUCCUGUCCAACAUCAUAGCGUUCUACGACAUGGCGCGGCACGCAGUGGAGACCACGGCUCAGAGCGACAACAAGAUCACCUGGUCAAUGAUCAGAGAACACCUGGGAGAGAUCCUCUACAAACUCAGCUCCAUGAAGUUCAAGGAUCCAGUGAAGGAGGGUGAGGCCAAGAUCAAGGCUGACUACGCCCAGCUGCUGGAGGACAUGCAGAAUUCCUUCCGCAGUCUGGAGGACUGAGCCUUCCCCCCCCUGACCUUUCACCCCUGACCCCUUACCUCUGACCCCAGGGGCAGUGCAUGUCUCUGGGUCACCCCCUCUCUCUCUGCAACAACCUCCACUGCAACCUCACAUUCCACUGCCUUGUGUUUACACCCAACCUCCUCUGUGUGAAUGUGUAUGGGCAAAAAGAGAACGAAAUGUACUGUGUUCUUGUAUUAUGAUCUGCCCCAACACCUUAAUGUGUGUAUGUUUACAUGUCUGUGUGUGAGACGUCUCAUCUCAGUCUUAAACCCUGCACUGCCCCUCCCUCCCCGUUUGUUUUGGACAUGGUCUCUGGCCCUAGCUGUGCACCUGACGACAUCAGUUGAUGUAAUUAUAAUUCAUUACCCCCUCUAUCUGUACAGAAGAUUAACAUGAAAUACCUAAGCAGAGUGACUAUUUAUUGCAGGCGUGUGACGUGGACAUCGCCUGGGCUGGUUGGUUGUUGUUUUUCUUAUGAUAGUGAUUUACGCGUAGUAGUCUUGUACGUGUGUAAGAGAUGUGCUCUCUUGUCCUCUCCUUUCCAUUGCUCAUGGGACAAGUGUUUGAGUCCCAAAUAAUAAAAUGUUGAAAACGAAAUAAAGCAACAAAACAAAAUGGUGAA
Messenger RNA from Coregonus clupeaformis (lake whitefish), 2857 nucleotides. Its product is annotated as V-type proton ATPase catalytic subunit A. Bases 379 to 2232 code for a protein of 617 amino acids. The record is from RefSeq and is a predicted model, not a curated record. Gene Ontology annotation, biological process: ATP metabolic process; proton transmembrane transport. Gene Ontology annotation, molecular function: proton-transporting ATPase activity, rotational mechanism; ATP binding; ATP hydrolysis activity. NCBI's taxonomy places the organism in Eukaryota, Metazoa, Chordata, Actinopteri, Salmoniformes, Salmonidae. Gene Ontology annotation, cellular component: lysosomal membrane; proton-transporting V-type ATPase, V1 domain. The transcript has 15 exons.